Molecule: messenger RNA, 2805 nt
Organism: Leishmania braziliensis MHOM/BR/75/M2904
Lineage: Eukaryota; Euglenozoa; Kinetoplastea; Trypanosomatida; Trypanosomatidae
Exons: 1
Coding region: 1-2805 (934 amino acids)
Cellular component (GO): mitochondrion
Source: RefSeq, a predicted model, not a curated record
AUGGGCAACCUUACCACCCCCGGCCCUCUCGGCAUGCGCAGCCCCCACACGCCACCAUCGGCUGCGAGGGCCUCCCUAACCGAUGCUCAACAAAAGUCUUUCUCGGCUGGUGUGCCAGCCGCAGCUGAUCAGGCAGAUCAUCGGUUCGGAGCGCCAUUGCUUCGCUCUCUUGACGAGCCCAUGUCCACUGGGAGUGCUCAGGAUAACGUCUCCACAGUGCUUGCUGCUACUGCGACACCAGUGGCGUCGUUUGCAGCCCCGUAUGGUGAGGUUGCCGGUGUCGCUCGCGCAGUGUUGCCAUCGUCUUCGCCAUCUUUGGCUAGGGCCUCUCGGCUGCAGACUGAUGCUCCGAUGGCCACCAUCCCAGUUGGGAAAUCGCUUCAGCUGAACGUGGAGGAGGUGGACACGCACCCGUCAUCAGAGCCUGUGCCGCUUCAACUGCAGUCCCUGAAGCGCCGCUCCAGGAAAGCGGUGGCAGACUCCAUUCUGCUACCCCGUCACAUCAACAAGCUCUUCCACAAGAUCAUGGGGUGGUCGGAGGAGCUGGUCAACCUAGAGGCAGAGCGGGACUCGCUCUCGCCGGAGCAGACGGAUGCGUCGGCCCUGGGUGGCGAAACUCCGCGCGUGUUACGCAAAAAAGCUGCAAAUUUGACUGAUAAGAUGAAGUACGGUGUUCUCCUUGACGCAUAUGAAAAAGAUAAGUUUGCCAUCGAGCAUCAACUGGAGAUUGCCGGCGACAAAAUGGAGCGCAAGAUGCUGGAAUGGGAGGGGGUGCACGUCCUGGACCAGGACGCUGCUGCGGAGAUGGCGCACGUGCUGGAGAAUAAGGCCUCCCUCGUUAUGGAGGCUCCUUCGUCGUUCCACGUUCCAGUGCCUGGCCGCGACUGCUGCACAGGGUGCGGAGCACUUUUGCAGAACUCUAGCGAGGACACCUUCGGCUACGUGCGGCCGGGCGAGAUCGAAAAGUACGUGGCUCAGCGGAACGAGAAGGCGCUGCUCCGCCAUGAAUAUGCGGCUCGCAUGGCAGAGUUGCAGGCCCACUGGGAAAAGCACGGCCGUCAGGUCGGAGAGGAGUGGCUGGACUUCAUGACGCAGGAGGAGUUUGACGCUUUCUACCGUGACAGACCUCGCCCCUUCACCUGCCACCGCUGUCACGCCCUGGAAAACCUCGGCGUGGAGGGGCGUCGCAAGGUGUGGUCUGCCCCAGACUUCACAGACCAACUCCGCGCCCUCAAAGAAAAGAAGUGCGUAGUCGUCUUGGUCGUGGACAUCACGGACUUUCCGGGCUCGAUGGUGUACGAUUUGCCUGGUCUGAUCAGCAUGAAUAAUCCAGUCAUCAUCGCAGUGAAUAAGAUGGACUGCAUUCGGAAUCGCUCUUUCAACUACGCCGGCAAAGAUCGCAGCGUUGCAGCGUGUUUGGUGUCCGAGAGCUACGUGCGGCGUUGGGUGCUGGACAUUGCGGUGCAAUUUGGGCUACCGCAGCAUCAAAUCAAACGAGUGGUACCUGUUUCUGCAAAGCGAGGCUGGGGCAUCACUCCGCUGAUCAGCGCCAUCGAAGAUGCAGCCAAUUUAAACCUCCGGCGCCCCCACCAGCCCCUGCCCACCUACUUUGUCGGUGUGGCAAACGUUGGCAAGUCGUCUGUGAUCAAUGCCAUGGCACACGCCCUUUACGUGCCUCAGCCCCCACACCCGGCGAGUCGAAAAGUGUACUACACAAAGACAGACGCAGAGGGGAAGGAGGCCGUCUUUUGGCGCUGGUACACCCCCCCCAACGUGAAUCAGGCAGAGAUGCUCGACAUACGGGGCCGCCACGACAAGAAGGCAUCUAAGCUGAUGACGGUGUCUUCCCUUCCCGGCACCACUGUUGCCGUUAACGCGGUCCGCCUUUCUAUCGGACCCACAGCGCAAACCGUAAAGCAGGAGCACCAGCGACUGUCGGAGGGCGCGGCCGUACUUGGGAGGGCGGAGGAGCUCGCCAAGACACAGACCUACAUCUACGACACACCGGGGCUUCUCCCUCACUGGCACCAGCGGUCUCUUCUUACCCUCCUGCAGAUGCGCCGGACGCUAAUUCGAACAUUUCGCAACCCGCAAUGCUUUCUCCUGCUUCCAGGCCACACACUGUUUCUCGGCGGCCUUGCCGCCGUCGACGUCGUGCGUGGCCCGUCACGAGGGUUGCUGUUUCUUGUCUACACGUCUCAGAAGGUGCGCAAUGCCAUUGUGAAUACAGUGCAGUCCGAUGCGUUCUGGCGAGCGCAGCUGGGCAAGGCGCUGGACCCUCCCGGCUCGUAUGAGCAGCUGCUUACGCUGGACGACCUCAGCUCUGCAGCCGGCCCGCCUGGACUUUCCGAGACCAGGAGCUACCUCUUUGAGUGCUACGGGCGCCAUAGGCGGCGUCCAAAGGCCGAUCUGUACGUGUGCGGUCUCGGCUGGACUUCGUUCUGCGUCAGUGAGCCCGCGGACGUUGUCUUGCGCGUGCGCACUUUACCUGGGGUCGUGCACGGCGUGCGCGAGCCGCUACGCUUCAAAGACCUCCGUGCACGACGGGGAUGGCCAAAGCUGAAGCGCCGCUUUACUGCCAAAGGGAUCGAGGAAAUGGAGAGCGACGUCGAUAGCGACUCCAUCAACACAGUGGUGCGCCUCGUAUCAGCCCCGGUGACGCCAGCACCUCCUGCGUCCGCGGAUGAGGCCACCGAAGCAAGCGUGCACACAGUGGAGCGGGCAGCUCAUCCACGCCAUCACUCCGCUUCGUCUGCUCCCUUUGCGGCGUUGAAAGAAGACCUGCACGCUGCCGGAAAACUGUAG